This is a messenger RNA of Belonocnema kinseyi, 1020 nucleotides long. RefSeq lists its product as uncharacterized. Gene Ontology annotation, molecular function: catalytic activity. The record is from RefSeq and is a predicted model, not a curated record. Bases 1 to 1020 code for a protein of 339 amino acids. The transcript has a single exon. Lineage: Eukaryota; Metazoa; Arthropoda; Insecta; Hymenoptera; Cynipidae.
AUGAAGCGUGGAGUGAAGCUGGAGCAAUUCAUCGUCCAAAAUGAUCUCCACGUUUUAAACGAUCCGUGCCAACCACUUACAUUCCAAAGUGUCAAUGGUCAAUCUUGGAUUGACGUCACAUUGGCAACCUCGAACAUACUUCCUCUUGUGGAAUCUUGGAAUGUACGCGUGGAUUGGACAUCCAGUGACCACAGAGUUAUUGACUUUGGCAUCCGAUUUAGGAAGGCGCCCAGCACUUCUGUAUCCUCCUCCGGUCGAUUUCCUGUGAAAAAGAUGGACGUGAACGCAUACGAAGUAAGCUUCAAAGAGCUUGCAGAAGAGAAACUUGCUGGCCUCCCAGUUGAACGGAAAGAGGAUGUUGAAGCGAUGGCUGACACCAUUACUGAGUGCAUAGUCAAAGCCUGUGAGACCUCAACGCCAGUUCACAAACUGUUCAAGAGGUCUCACCCUUGGUGGAACAGAAAACUGACUUUUCUUAAAAGACAGCUGCACAUGCUGCGAAGGAGACGGCAGAAGAAACAAGCAAAAACCGGAAAGUCUUACCCGGAGCUUGUAGCUUUUCGCGGGGUCCUCCGCCUGUACAGAAAAUCGAUUAGGGACGCUAAAAGGGGUAGCAUUCGUAAGUUCAUCACAAAGAUCGGUAACGAAGAACCGUGGGGUUACGUCUACCAGCUUCAGACGGAACGCCUUCGAACAGAAACGGUUCUUAGUACGAUCAGAACAGCGAGUGGGCACACCUGUACCCUUGAGGAGACGGCAAGUGAGUAUUUUCGAACGCUCGUGCCCGAUGAUGAUCCUUCUACUGAGACUCAGGAGCAGGUUUCUGUGAGAGAGUUUGCCGCAACUGCGCCAGACACGGAGGAAGUCUAUAAAAUUCUCAAAACUCUCAAGAACAAUAAAGCUCCUGGCCCAGACAGGAUUGAGGUUAUGGCCCUAAAGAAGGCAUGGCCCAUCAUCGGACCUCACUUGGUGCGGCACUUUAAUGAUUGUCGUAAGUUCAGUGUCUUUCCAAAAACCUGA